GAUGAAUAUGUUCAGCGCUCCAGCUUGCUCGCAGGAACAUCAAACCCGCGAAGUCUUGCCCAUGACAAACAAUAUUAUUGCGAAACCUGUUGUUUCUCAACGUCAACAUGGUUCUUCUUUUCAGGAGAGACUUGACUAUGUGACACGCGAGCUCAAGGAGAUUGAUAAGCACAUAGCGAGGUUUCGAGAGAACAUCAGCCAAGAGCAGUAUAAGCUUCUGGUUGAACGACGUCGGUGCUUUGUCAUCCAAAGAGACGAGAUUCGCCGCUCUCUUGAAGAGCUGGAUUACCUUGAAAUAUUCAAGUGUGCUUAUGGUGCUGGGAUCCCUCGGCCUCCGAACGACGACGAAGCUAAAGAGCCUUGGGCCCUGAAGUCUGAUACCGAUCCUCGCCUCGCCCAGUCGAUGUUGGAACAAAUUCGGACCUUCGGUACGCCUAUCCUACGACCCUGGUUUCAGCAAGAAGUCGAGAAAUCAGCCGAUCUCAACGAUGUCAACUGUUCGCAGACUGAAGAAGAAAUGGAAGAAGCCGCUCGACAGGCUCGCCUCGACAUUUGGGCUUUUGACGUCCCCGAAGCUUGGGAACUCAGAGUACGAGGCAGAUGGGUGUUUGGCUGUGCACCGGCUCCGAAUAAGGAGCGAUUGGCGAAGUAUAAGAAAACUGGCAAUUGCCUUCCUGAUGGAAUUAUCGAAUAUCUCCGUAUGAAGGAGCUUAUUGCUCGCUGCCCGCGCAAUGACGGAAUUCCGCUCUUGCCUGAAUCUUGCGUGUCUCAAUGGGUCGAUGCAAACGGCAUCCCCAUUUGGAAGCUCGAAGCCGCCGCUCCUACGGACGCUUUUGGUAAUAAGGUCAUUCCCACUGCUGUAAAGUUCUGGCAGGAGGGUAAAAACAAGCCACUUUCCGUCUUUGAGACUUGGGCUCGCGGGAUAAACCCUCUUUAUUGGCGGCCUUUGACUCAGAAUUUUUCUGAGGUUCGUGCUGCCGUUGCUGAUGUUGUCAAAAUUGUGAAUGCUCGCCAUCUUCAUUUCAGCUCAUAUGGCGAUGUGAUCUGGGGAGGAUUCAGCGACGACCCGCAUACUCUCAGGCACUCUGCUGACAAAACAUACGUCAAGCAAAUAAGUUCUGAUAUUCCCACGUACUCUGAAGAAGAAGUCAAACGCUAUCGACCAAAGGUUGAAAACGCCACUGCCGAAAGUAAGGGGGAAGGCAGAGAUGAUACUUUAACGUCUACUGGACGCUCUAAAAGCUGGCUGACCGGGUUCAAAACUCCCGUCCAAUACGGAAGUGUCUUUCUAGCUCAGCUGCUCAAAGAUCCCCGCUACUCUUCUUGUGGCCCAAAGCCCUCAGGAAAAGAAGGUGGCCCAGACAACGUCCCGGUCACCCCCAACAACGGCAAGUUGUCAAACAAAGACGCGCCGACUAAAGAGAACAAAAACCCUUCUACUGAAAAGAAGACCUGGAAGAUGUCAGCCACUCCUCAGCGUUUCACCAAAGCUCGAAGCUCAGUUUCAGGUCCCUCUGCUCAAGCAGUCGCCCGAUUUCCAUGCUACGACGGGGCUGCGGAUUCCUUGAGUCAAAAGACGUCUUCAUCUACAACUGAACACGGUGCUGCGCACAGUACUACGGCCGGCCCGUCUUCCAGUGCCAGUUCUGCUACAGUCAAUUCUGUCAAUUCUGGAAUGAGAUCUGAUAAUUCGUCGUCUCCAAGUGUUACCACACCCGACGUUAUUCGCCCCAAGGAUGUCACUCUCAAUCGAAGUCAUCACAACAGGGUUGAGCAUUUCUUCAAGACACUUCGUGAAGAAGAACGCGAUGAGAUUGCAAAAUACAAGGCGCAACAUCCCUCGAAGCGUUAGAACAGCUUGGGUCUAGAAGCUGAGAUGGUGGAUUGGAAAUUUUAAAGACAUUGCAACAAUCCUGACCACAGGGCUUGGAGAACUUGGUUCUUUGUUUGAAACAGUUUUUCAACCCUAGGUCAGCUGGCAAACAUUUGAAGUCACAUUCCCAACACUCAUUCUUGUCGCCAUCUCGCACACCGACCCAACUCAAUUUGUCAAGUUUUAUCUUUCUGGUUUUCGACCUCUGGAUCACUGUUUGUCGCAUGGUCUUUAUCCUCUAUGAUAUGUUUUAAUAUCUACAGAGGAUUCCGAUCAUGCUUGAUAUGUUUACUACUCGAUUUCGACAACGGCUGCAUGAUUUAUGGGCCCUUUUAAAGUUUACUCUUACCAAGAAAUGAACAUGCCCA
This is a messenger RNA of Xylona heveae TC161, 2241 nucleotides long. RefSeq lists its product as hypothetical. The record is from RefSeq and is a predicted model, not a curated record. The annotation marks the transcript as partial. NCBI's taxonomy places the organism in Eukaryota, Fungi, Ascomycota, Xylonomycetes, Xylonales, Xylonaceae. The transcript has 3 exons.